AUGCAAUUUCGCUAUAUCACUUUGACCAUCGCCACCGUUAUGGCUCUUGUCUCCAUUACCGAGGCUCGGCCAGUUGCUGUGCCUGAACCUGCUGUAGCAGUGGACGACCUACAAGCGGCACAUGCUCAAAUUGCCCAAAGAAGACACUGGAAGUUCGAUGACGAAAACGAGCGCGACGAAAACGAGCGCGACGAAAACGAGCGUGACGAAAACGAGCGUGACGAAAACGAGCGUGACGAAAACGAGCGUGACGAAAACGAGCGCGACGAAAACGAGCGCGACGAAAACGAGCGCGAUGAGGAGUAG
Molecule: messenger RNA, 306 nt
Organism: Zychaea mexicana
Lineage: Eukaryota; Fungi; Mucoromycota; Mucoromycetes; Mucorales; Lichtheimiaceae
Exons: 1
Coding region: 1-306 (101 amino acids)
Source: RefSeq, a predicted model, not a curated record